Messenger RNA from Carlito syrichta (Philippine tarsier), 1263 nucleotides. It is a transcript of the gene CUNH1orf174, whose product is annotated as chromosome unknown C1orf174 homolog. The record is from RefSeq and is a predicted model, not a curated record. The transcript is spliced from 3 exons. Bases 1 to 768 code for a protein of 255 amino acids. Lineage: Eukaryota; Metazoa; Chordata; Mammalia; Primates; Tarsiidae.
AUGUUCAUACCUCGUUCACAAGAGCAUUUUCUAAGCGAGCCUCUCGAUCUGGUCCAGCUCACAGGGGGAGUGCGGUCUUCAGCGCGCCUGCGAGCCCGGAGUCGUGUGGCAGCCAGUGUGGCCUCUUCCCAGGACAUCGCUGGCUCCACAUCUGCCAAGACAGCAUGUCUGACUUCCUCAUCACACAAAGCCACAGACAGGCGAACCUCCAAGAAGUUCAAGUGUGACAAGGGAAAUCUUGUGAAGUCAGAAUUACAGAAACUGGUCCCUAAAAGUGAUAAUGCUUCUUUGCCAAAAGUCACCCCGGAGACCCCCUGUGAAAAUGAGUUUGCUGAAGAUGGUGCCUCGCCUCCGGGCAGUGGGGCGGGCGUUUCUGUGUCACGGGAGACCACGGCUCUUCCCCUUGGUUGCCGCAGAGUCAUGAGUGACGGUUGCUUAGCAAAGACUGAAGACGGCCUGUCCAUGCCGACAUGCGGGGCUGGUUCAGGAGCAGAAGACUCUAACGGCAGCUCCACCAGGCAGGACAAGUUGGCACGAGACGCAGAGGGAGUGCAGGCCCUGCCCCUCCAGAUGGACAACAGCGUCUUUCUGGACGAUGACAGCAAUCAGCCAAUGCCCGUGAGCCGGUUCUUUGGGAAUGUCGAGCUCAUGCAGGACCUGCCACCAGCAUCUUCGUCUUGCCCUUCGAUGAGCAGGCGCGAAUUCAGAAAAAUGCAUUUCAGAGCCAAAGAGGACGACGACGACGAUGAUGAUGACGCAGAGAUGUAGUGAAUCUACAAGGUGACUUCUGCUCAUAAUUAGUGCAGUUAACAAUUUGACAAUUAAGCACAUCUCAAGAUUUAUAUGAAAUAUAUCUCCAAGAGGAUGUGUUCUUACGCCGACUUGAGAACUGAUCCUAGGAGUCCCUAGAGAAGCGCCAGAUGCCUGUGGAAGGCGUGCUCGCGUGACCUGAGCAGCCGGGAGGUGGCAGAGUGCCAUCCUGUGCCAAUGUCUUCUGUCUAUGUAUGUGACGUACAUUGACGAUGCCUUGAGAGUGCGCAGGCUGCGGUCGAGAGCUUCAUGGCGGCAGCUCUGCACUUCAGCUCACCUGCUUUGCUGGCAUGCAGGCUUGCCUUCCACUCUCUACGUGCGAUCAUCCUUUUUACCCACUCAGUGCCGGUUCUUAAAGAACUUGCCUUUGUUUCUGUAUAUGAAGCUUAUGUUUACCUUGGAAAUAUUGCAAAAUAGCUAUGGGAGAGAAAUAAAAUAUAUUUUGAAAAUGUU